GACGGCACGGCACGGCACGGCACGGCACGGCACGGCACGAUACGAUACGAUACGAUACGAUACGAUGGUGGGCGAUCACUCACGCAGCCUGGGCAAGGGUAGCGCGGCCCCGGGGCCUGUGCCUGAGGGGGUGAUCCGGCUGUACAGCAUGCGGUUCUGCCCCUUCGCCCAGAGGACGCGCCUCGUCCUCCGCGCCAAGGGCAUCAGCCAUGAAAUAAUCAACAUCAAUCUGAAGAACAAACCUGACUGGUUCUUUGAGAAGAACCCCUUUGGGCUGGUUCCUGUUCUGGAGACCAGCAAGGGCCAGCUGAUCUAUGAGUCCCCAAUCACUUGUGAAUAUUUGGAUGAAGCAUUUCCAGGGAAGAAGUUGAUGCCUUCGGACCCAUAUGAGCGAGCCUUUCAGAAGAUGCUCUUGGAACACUUCUCAAAGAUAACACCCAUAGUUUUCAAGUAUCUUGUGGCAGGCAAAGAAGGAAAGGACACCACGGCACUGAAAGCAGAGAUUGCUGAAAAGUUUGGCAAACUUGAAGAGAUUCUGUCCAAACGCAACACUGUGUUUUAUGGUGGGGACUCAAUCUCCAUGCUUGACUACAUGAUCUGGCCGUGGUUUGAACGUCUGGAACCAUUACAGCUGAAGGACUCUUUGAGUCACACCCCAAAGCUCCAACGCUGGAUGGAGGCCAUGAAGGAGGACCCUGCUGUCAAGGCUACAAUGACUGACCCACAGACAUUCAAAGAUUAUCUCCAGCUCUAUUUGAAGAACAGCCCUGAGGCAUGUGAUUAUGGGCUCUGAGGUGCCAGUAGGCACAUGCUUGCUGAAGUGUCAGUGCUUCUUUUCAGUGUGAGCUGUGGGGAUCUAGUGUAAUUUGGUGGGGACUUUUCUGUGGUUGCAUUUCAUAAUGGGGAAUAAAUCUGUGCUGAAAAGGCUGAGAAACCUUCUUUGAACUCCGCUCCUUCCUGUCAGGAGGAGGAUGUGCUGGCUUCAGGCAGGAAAUGGAAGGUCAUUGCUGGCCAUGUAUAUUGCGUGAAGGAAGAUGUUGGCUUUACUCAGAGGUAAUGUUCUGUUAGCUCUGGCCUCUUUGCAGACAUUGCUGGUGGGCAGUCCCUGAACUGACCCUGUUACUUGAUUUAAAAAUUGUAAUACUGGUGUCUUGAAAAUAAAUAAAAAAGCAAACAAAGUUGUCUUUAA
Aptenodytes forsteri (emperor penguin) is the source of this 1189-nucleotide messenger RNA. Its product is annotated as glutathione S-transferase omega-1. The record is from RefSeq and is a predicted model, not a curated record. Gene Ontology annotation, molecular function: glutathione dehydrogenase (ascorbate) activity; glutathione transferase activity. NCBI's taxonomy places the organism in Eukaryota, Metazoa, Chordata, Aves, Sphenisciformes, Spheniscidae. Gene Ontology annotation, biological process: glutathione metabolic process. Bases 65 to 793 code for a protein of 242 amino acids. The transcript has 6 exons. Gene Ontology annotation, cellular component: cytoplasm.